AUGUCUAUUGGAGGAAGAGUGACACUUAUUAAUUUGGUUCUUAAUGCUAUUUCUUCUUUCACUUUCUCCUUUUACAAGGCACCAAGGACGGUUAUAAAAGAAAUUAGAAGCAUCCUAAGAAAUUUUUUAUGGAGCAGCAAAGCGAUUAAGAAAAGUAUUCAUUGGGUGAAAUGGGAAACGGAUUCUAUUUGGUGGAGGGACGUAAUUAAUAACGAUGGGAAGAAUGACUUUAACGAGGAAGGUUUCACGGGGUGUGUUCGUAGUACAAUUAAAAAAGGUAACCUUGUUCCUUUUUGGUUUGGUUUAUGGUUAGGAGAUCAAAUUUUAUGUGUUAAAUUUCCGGAAUUAUACGACAUUUCGAUUAACAAGUUUUGUGCUGUGGAUGUUGUUUAUUACAGGGAGAAUGAUGAGGUUGUGUGGCAACCAUCAGUAUUGUUUGAGGUUGCGUUUGCACAGCAGCUGCCUGCGGCCAGCAGCACCGUCGCGUUGCAGUGGCAGCAGCUUGUAAACAUGCUGUCUACGGCCAGGCCAGAUCGGGAUGGAGAAGACGGAUUCUCAUGGAGACCGAAUCAUGGUGGUGAAUUCACGGUGGCUAGUCUGUCGUUGUUGAUUGCCGAAAGUAAGGAGAUUGCUUGGUUAGCUUCAAAGAUGAUUUUGUUGAAGGAGGCGUGGAAAUCCAUUGUUCCAAUCAAAAUUCAAAUUUUCAUGUGGAGAAUGUUUAUAUCUAGAUUACCCACGAAAGAUCUGUUGUUCUUAAAAGGAGUUAAUUUUAUUUCCUCAAAUCUUUUAUGCGAGUUUUGUAGGUGUCAAUUGGAGACUCCUAACCAUUUGUUCUUUCUUUGCUUUGUGUCUAAGGAUUUGUGGGGAAAUAUAUACUCAUGGAUGGGGGAAGAUCUUCCUUUCACAUUAGAGGAGGUCUUGGAUUUCGGUAUCAUACAAGAAAAGGUGAAAAGUGCGAAUAUAAGGAAGAAGAUUAACACAAUUUGGUUCGCUACUUCUUGGUGUAUAUGGAUUAUGCGAAAUGCAAUAAUCUUUGAUAAUGUUUCUUAUAGUUUUGAUAAGGUCUAUUUCAAUAUUUUGUAUUUUUCUUGGAGUUGGUUAGCUAGUUCUAAUCCGCUUUCGCCUCCUAGUUUCUAG
Messenger RNA from Vicia villosa (hairy vetch), 1137 nucleotides. RefSeq lists its product as uncharacterized. Bases 1 to 1137 code for a protein of 378 amino acids. NCBI's taxonomy places the organism in Eukaryota, Viridiplantae, Streptophyta, Magnoliopsida, Fabales, Fabaceae. The transcript is spliced from 2 exons. The record is from RefSeq and is a predicted model, not a curated record.